Molecule: messenger RNA, 4584 nt
Organism: Pundamilia nyererei
Lineage: Eukaryota; Metazoa; Chordata; Actinopteri; Cichliformes; Cichlidae
Gene: pacs2
Product: phosphofurin acidic cluster sorting protein 2
Exons: 25
Coding region: 222-2882 (886 amino acids)
Biological process (GO): protein localization to plasma membrane
Molecular function (GO): transmembrane transporter binding
Source: RefSeq, a predicted model, not a curated record
UAGGCACAACAAGCUCAGCGGUGGCUCCGCUGCAGUCCCUCCCUGGCACAGAGGACCACACCGGAGAAAUGAGCUCGUCCUCCGCCGUCUGCACUGCAUUAACGUGAGUGCGUAACGGCUCUUUUUCACGGAAACACACGCGUAUACAGAGGACCUGCACCGGUCUGCUGUUUCCAACCCCCCCAGCUUGGUGUCGGAUAGUCCCACCAGCAGCUCGGACCAUGGCGGAAAGAAGCGGCCGGCUGAGUUUCCCCGGGAGCGGGGCUCUCAACAGACCGGUUCCCAUGAACCUGUUUGCAACGUGGGAGAUAGACGGAUCGUCCCCGAACUGCAUCCCGAGAUUGUGCAGUCUGACCCUGAAGAAGCUGGUCGUCAUGAGGGAACUUGAUAAAGAGCUGAUUUCUGUGGUCAUAGCAGUAAAAAUCCAGGGCUCCAAACGGAUUUUAAGGUCCCAUGAGAUUGUGCUGCCACCCAGUGGGUCUGUGGAGACUGAUCUGGCUCUCACCUUCUCGCUGCAGUACCCACACUUCUUAAAGCGGGAAGGAAACAAGCUGCAGAUCAUGCUCCAGCGGCGGAAAAGAUACAAGAACCGAACCAUUUUAGGCUACAAGACUCUCGCGAUUGGAUCUAUCGAUAUGUCAGAGGUGAUGCAGCACCCGACAGAGGGAGGCCAGGUUCUGCCUCUCUGCAGCAACCAGAAAGACAUGCUUGGAAAAGUGGCAGAGAUCUGGAUCUUUUCCCUGUCCAGUCAGCCAAUAGACCAUGAGGAGGCAGCCCUGCAGGGGGGACAGAAGAUCAAAUGCUCUGAUAACUACUCAGAAGAAGAGUACGAGAGCUUCUCCUCAGAGCAGGAGGCCAGCGAUGACGCCGUGCAGCCACAGGAUCUCGAGGAUGACGAGUAUGACGUGAGAAAACCAAAGAAGCAAAGGAGGUCGAUUGUAAGGACUCCCUCCAUCACCAGACAGCAGAACUUUAAGCAGCGUGUGGUGGCUCUUCUGAAGAGGUUCAGAGUUUCAGAUGAGGUGUUGGACUCGGAGCAAGAUCCUGCAGAGCCACCUCCCGAUGUGGAGGAGGAGGAUGUGGACCUGGACAGCGUGGAGUUUGAGAACCCCAGCGACAGCGGCCCAGACAUGGAUGAUGACGACAGCGUCCUCAGCACGCCGAAACCUAAACUCAAGCCAUAUUUCGAGGGUCUCUCCCUCUCGAGCUCUCAGACUGAGAUUGGCAGCAUCCACAGCACUCGGAGCCACAGGGAGCCUCCCAGCCCGGUUGACCCAGAUAAAACCAAGUGCACCGGGGAUGACGGCGUGUCUGAUAACAUCCCUUUUGAGCAGCCAGAGGCGGUGACCCCUACCACAGAGCUGGAGAUGGACAACAUGGACACGUUUUUAGAGAGACUCCCACCGAGUGGCAAAAUGACCAAAACAGAGUCUCUUAUCAUUUCAUCCAACAGGCAGGAACCAAAGUUGGCAGGGAGGCGAGGCAGGAGCACAUCGCUGAAGGAGCGCCAACCCAGCAGGCCCCAGAAUGAGAGGGCCAACAGCCUGGACAAUGAGCGGUCUCUGGAUACCAGAUGCCACCUACAGAUUCCCAGAAAGACAGUGUAUGACCAACUUAACCACAUCCUGGUAUCUGAUAACCACCUCCCUGAUAGUAUCAUCCUCAUCAACACGUCUGACUGGCAGGGCCAGUAUCUUUCAGACAUGCUGCAAAACCACCAUCUGCCAGUGGUCUGCACCUGCACCACGGCUGACAUCCAAGCUGCGUUCAACACCAUCGUCUCCCGCAUACAGAGAUUCUGCAACUGUAACUCCCAGACGCCUGUUCCUAUAAAGAUAGCGGUGGCCGGAGCGCAGCACUACCUCAGUGCAGUUCUGAGGCUUUUUGUGGACCACCUGUCCCACAAAACUCCUGACUGGCUCGGCUACAUGAGGUUCCUCAUCAUCCCUCUAGGUGCACAUCCAGUCUCCAAGUAUCUCGGCACUAUUGACUAUCGAUACAACAGUUUGUUCCAAGAUGCUGCCUGGAGGGACCUGUUUCACAAAUCAGAGGCUCCAGUUGUUGUCCAGGAGAACCCAGAUGUAGUUUCCAGGGUAACACAGUAUAUGGUGGGAGCUAACGGAGCUCACCAGCUCCCUAUCGCAGAGGCCAUGCUCACCUACAAGCAGAAGAGGAAAAAGAGCUUUCAUUUUGAUUUUGCAGUAAGCCCAGAUGAGGAUUCAUGUCAGAAAUUCAUUCCUUUUAUCGGGAUGGUGAAAGUUGGCAUUGUGGAGCAAACAGCUGCAACAUCAGGAGACUCUGAUGAUGCAGCGCCUCUGGGCUCCUCGCUGCUCUCCUCCACCCCUCCACAGGUAUCACCCGCUUUCAAAGAGGCAUCGCCCACGCCGCCCUCGUCUCCCUCUGUCAACACCAGCUUUUGUGCUUACAGCUCUGGUGGUCAGGUGGAGCUCAUGGGGCUUCAGGUGGACUACUGGGUGGCUCCGACAGAAAGGAAGAAAGAUGUGGAGAAGCGAGACUCCUCCUCCAAAAACACUCUCAAGUGCAAUUUCCGCUCGCUGCAGGUCAGCCGGCUGCCACUGGGGGGCGCAGAGCCAAGCUCCCAGCCCACCAUGUCUAUGACUGUGGUGACCAAGGAGAAGAAUAAGAAGGUCAUGUUCCUGCCAAAAAAGAGCAAAGACAAGGAGGUGGAGUCAAAGAGUCAAGUGAUUGAGGGCAUCAGCCGCCUCAUCUGCACUGCCAAGCACCAGCAGACCAUGCUGAGAGUGCUGAUCGACGGUGUCGAGUGGAACGAUGUCAAGUUUUUCCAGCUGGCUGCUCAGUGGUCCUCACACGUCAAACAUUUCCCCAUUGGGAUCUUUGGACACACGAAAGGCCCUUAUUAGCAGCACCUAAGAGACUGAAACAUGGAGGACAGCAAACCCACCCUCCCUGCCUCCCUCCCUCGUGCCAAGAGCUCUUAACCCCCUUCCUCCUACCUUCGCCUGCACACUUCCUCCUAUUCUGCUGUCUUAAUUUAAACUCCUGCUUUCCACACUUGCAUUGUCCCCGUUAUUUAAUCUUUUGCGUGGUUUUUUUUUUUGUUUGUUUUGUUUUUUAAUUUUCUAUUUAUGUAAACAUCUCAAGGCAGAGCUGCUAUGAGAAUAUUUCUUUACUUGGCUUUUUAAAACAAAAAUCCUGCUGACGUUUUAUAGACUUUUGAGGAAAAAACAUUAAUUGAAUAACAACUAGAAAUGACUUCUAACCUUUAACAUAAUGAGUGCCCUGGUUUCACUUGGCCAUCAGUUUUUUCGUUGUUGUUUUUUUCCUUUUCAAAUUCGAUGAGGAUGGUUUUAAACACUUGGCCAGCACAAUUAAUCACAGCUAUAUUAUAAAAAAGAGCCAUCUGCCUCAUAAUAAAGGUCAUAUUUUCUAAUUACAGAGAAGAAAUUUUGGAUUUGCAGCCACAGAGACUGUUGGCAGUUCAUUGUCUUAAGCCAGAGGGAGAAAGGAUAAACGGCCUCCGUGAAGAAGUGUAAUGUGCAAUAGACGAAAUAUUGUAUGAAUGCGAUUCUGCUAGAAGAUUACACACUGCUCUUAGUGGUGAUUUUCACUCUUUGCAUCCCUUCUCUUCUUUACUUUACCCUCCUGAUAAACUAGUUCAAGGUUUGAAGAGAAGCUUUUUAUAUCAGAAUUACGAGCGCAGUUAACCACAAACUUACAGGAAAAACUUCGGGAAAUCCUAUCUUGUUGAGAAUUGAAUGAGAAGAUUAAUACCUCUCUUAUUUUUUAUGGUAAAUUUGAAGCUAUAGUUGUUUACAGUAGAGUAAAUAGGUACCCUUGUUCUUUUGAAAGGUAAAAGAAUAACUACUUACCAGCACUUCUGAACCUCACUUAAUUAAAACCUUAUAUCUUGUAUGUUUAACCCCUAUAGAAACUGAGCCAACCUAACCGUUUCUAUGUUUAGUAGAGUAAGAAUGGGGCAUUGUGGUUUUAUGGCUGGCACAUAAUGCACCCUCCCUCCAACACACACAAAAUAAAUAAAUCAGGUUUUAUACAUUCUAUAUAAAGCUAAGCUAAUGGUUAAUGACUGACCCGGCUCUAAACAAACGGAACAAAAUCUUCUUACCAGCAUCUCCAGAUCUCACCGUCUAUCAAACAUCCACAUAGAAAAUGAGACAGGGUAGCUGUUGCUCUGUUUGCAGCGCUGAGCUACGCUAAUUGGCUGCUUACACAUCUGGUAUCAACUACAGUACUGUGCAAAGGUUUUGAGACACCUCUCAUUUCUUUAUACUUUGCAGGAAAAUUAGAAAUAUGUGCAGUGAGUUAUUGAAAAACGAAGCACAAAACAGAAUAUGCAUCAUUCUAAUGAGCUUGAAAGUCAAUAUUUGGUAUGACUAUCUUUGUUCUUCAACACAUCCUGAACUCUGUUAGGCAAGAUUUCUUGUCAUUUAUUUAAGUAGUUUUCAGGAAUAGUUCUCCACGACAUUCAUAGCUCUUCUCUAGAUGUAGACAUUGCUUUCCAGAUGAUAUUGCACAGUGGAUUAAAAUCUGACUGUACUUUUUCUGUGUUCAUAAUUCCCUCCAUUUUUCCAUCAACAACUGGCU